AUGGCCUCGGGUUUAGCUGUGAGCAAGGAGGGCCUCUUAAUUCCCCUCAUUGACUUCUCACGCUUCCUCAGCGGAACUCCUGUGGAGCGCAAUGAAACGGCCAAUGCCAUUCUUGACGGGUUCAAAACAGCUGGAUUCAUCUAUCUCAAAAACCAUCCCAUCCUUCCAGAAGACUUACAGCAUGCAUUUGAUCUAUCAGCCCGUUUCUUCAAUGAACCUUUGGAGAAGAAGAUGGAGGUAGUCUGGACAACUCCAGAGGCAAACCGAGGCUAUUCAGCCCCUGGACGCGAGAAAGUCAGUCAGCUCAAGGAUAUUCAGGAGGUUGAGAAAGUGCGUGCUGCUUUGCCGGACUUGAAAGAGAGUCUUGAGAUUGGCCGUGAAGAUGAGCCCGGACAUCCGAAUAGAUGGCUUGAAGAAACCGGCGACCUUGUUGGGUUUCGAAAGGAUAUGCUUGGAUUCUUUGAGAAGUGCCGCCAACUGCAUGUGGAAGUCAUGAAAGCUAUUGCUGUUGGAAUGGGGCUCGAUGAUAGAUUCUUCGAUUCUUUUGUCGAUGUCGGAGACAAUACGCUGCGGCUAUUGCAUUAUCCAGCCGUUGAGUCCAAUAUCUUCAAAACGAAGCCAGGCACAGUUCGAGCUGGUGCACAUAGCGACUAUGGAUCCAUCACCCUUCUCUUCCAAGAUGCUCGAGGGGGGCUCCAAGUCAAGAGCCCAACAGGGCAAUUUGUCGAUGCGACACCAAUCGAAGGCACAGUCGUCGUCAAUGCUGGCGACUUGCUUGCGAGAUGGAGUAACGACACCAUCAAGAGCACUAUCCAUAGAGUUGUUGAGCCACCGCAGAAGCAAGCUGAAUCUUACCCACCUCGAUACAGCAUUGCGUGA
Fusarium musae is the source of this 879-nucleotide messenger RNA. RefSeq lists its product as uncharacterized. The record is from RefSeq and is a predicted model, not a curated record. NCBI's taxonomy places the organism in Eukaryota, Fungi, Ascomycota, Sordariomycetes, Hypocreales, Nectriaceae. The transcript is spliced from 3 exons. Bases 1 to 879 code for a protein of 292 amino acids.